Chenopodium quinoa (quinoa) is the source of this 2824-nucleotide messenger RNA. Its product is annotated as L-ascorbate oxidase homolog. The record is from RefSeq and is a predicted model, not a curated record. The transcript is spliced from 8 exons. Gene Ontology annotation, molecular function: oxidoreductase activity; copper ion binding. Lineage: Eukaryota; Viridiplantae; Streptophyta; Magnoliopsida; Caryophyllales; Amaranthaceae. The coding region runs from base 796 to 2427 and encodes 543 amino acids.
GCACGCAUUAUUUGAACAAAACAACUAUAAAACAACCUAAGACAAGUUAAAACAAGGCAUAAACACUUUACACUACCCUAAGAGUGACAUUUUAUGUCACUCAUCACCAACUUCAUUCGAUUAUCCUACUUGACACCCCUAUUCGCCUAUUCCUAAGAGUAAACACAAUAAAUAAAAAAAAAAUCAUGUCAUAAUUUUGAAACAGAAAAAGUGGUUACCUAUCAUAGCUGCUAAAAAAGGCCACAUGGUAGUAGCAUCCCCAAAGAAAACAACAUGACAUAAACAGUAACGCGGAAUCAAGUACCCAUCCGACUGCAUUCAGUACAGCUCAUGGAAUUUAAUCAUCCCUCUGUCUCCAAAAAAACCUCGUCUCCUCUUCUCUUGCAUUUAUUUAUUCACAAAUCCAAUGAUAUUACUCGCAAUAAAUGUACUUCACUACUACGUAUUAAUGAAAUCUCUUCACCCAAAAUCUACUAUUACAAGCUACAAUACCGACAACAUAUACAGUUAUAUUAGUCCACACACAAUUUAUAAUAAUAAUCUUAUUUACAUGUAUUUAUUUAUUUUUAUUAUUCCGAAGCCGCGCUUCUUUGCUUUAUAAAAAGAUAUCCAAAAUUCAAAAGAAAAAAAAAAAGUGAUAAAAAAAAGCAUAAUUUCAUUCCACCUUGCUUUAUCCAUGAAUAAACUUGUACAUUAUAUAAUUAGAUCUGUAACUUAACAUACAAGUUCUCUUCUACCUACGUUCAUCAAUUAUCAGACAUCCUUUGCCAUUUUUACUCACUGAGUCACUGAGAAAUGAGUGAUCUAAAGAAGAAGGGUGUGUUAUUGUUAUUUUUAGUGGUGUUAUUGACAAUUAUUGGAAGCAGUUUAGCUGAGAGUCCUUACAGAUUUUUUACAUGGAAUGUUACUUUUAGUGAUAUUUAUCCUCUUGGUGUCAAACAACAGGGGAUUUUAAUUAAUGGGCAAUUUCCAGGACCACCAAUUGAGGCAGUCACCAAUGACAAUUUGAUUAUUAGUGUAUUUAAUAGCUUGGAUGAACCAUUCCUUCUUUCCUGGAAUGGCAUACAACAGAGAAGAAACUCGUGGCAGGAUGGUGUAUAUGGAACGAAUUGUCCUAUUCCUCCUGGGCAAAAUUUUACAUAUGUCCUCCAAGUUAAAGAUCAAAUCGGUAGUUACUACUACUUCCCGUCCCUUGCUUUCCACAAAGCUGCUGGAGGUUAUGGUGGCAUCAGAAUUGAUAGCCGACCCUUGAUCCCUGUCCCCUUCCCUCCCCCUGCCGGAGACUUCACUGUUCUUGCUGGGGACUGGUAUAAAAUGAAUCACACAGAUUUAAAAGCGAUAUUAGAUGGUGGACAUGAUUUGCCUUUCCCUGAUGGACUUGUCAUAAAUGGCCAUGGAUCAAAUGGAAAUACUUUUACAGUUGAUCAAGGCAAAACAUACAGAUUCAGGAUAUCUAAUGUUGGGAUAGCAACAUCGAUCAAUUUUAGAAUCCAAGGACACAAAUUGAUACUAGUAGAGACAGAGGGAGACCAUACUCUUCAGAAUACCUAUUCGUCCCUUGAUGUUCAUUUGGGGCAAUCAUACUCAGUACUCGUUACAAUGGAUCAACCUCCACAGGAUUACUACAUUGUUGUCUCAACCCGUUUUACCUCUCAAGUACUUACCACCACCUCCACUCUCCAUUAUAGUAACUCGGCAGCUGGUGUUACAGGCCCUCCUCCUGGUGGGCCCACCACUGAGAUUGAUUGGUCUCUUAACCAGGCCAGAUCCCUCAGGCAAAAUUUGACAGCAAGUGGACCAAGGCCUAAUCCUCAAGGUUCUUAUCAUUAUGGGAUGAUCAAUACUACACGUACAAUCAGGCUAGCAAAUUCAGCUCCAGUGAUUGAUGGAAAGCAGAGAUACGCCGUGAAUGGUGUGUCUUUUAUCCCAGCAGAUACACCGCUUAAACUUGCCGACUUCUUCAAGAUUUCAGGUGUUUUUAGCCUUGGAAGCAUCUCUGACAGUCCUAGUUCUAAUGGCGCCAGUCAGCAGACGUCUGUCAUGGCUGCUGACUACCGAGCAUUUGUUGAAGUUGUCUUUGAGAACUCUGAAGACACUGUCCAGUCUUGGCAUAUUGAUGGCCACGUUUUCUUCAUUGUUGGAAUGGAAGGAGGACAAUGGUCGACUGAUAGCAGAUCGAGUUACAAUCUAAGAGAUGGUAUUUCGAGAUGCAGUGUGCAGGUAUACCCAAAUUCAUGGACUGCAGUUUAUAUGCCACUGGACAACGUCGGAAUGUGGAAUAUUAGAUCUGAAAAUUGGGCACGCCAGUAUUUGGGACAGCAGUUCUAUCUUCGGGUGUAUUCACCUGCUAAUUCUUGGAGAGAUGAAUAUCCGAUUCCAAGCAAUGCACUUCUCUGUGGCCAAGCUGUAGGACACAAAAAACCUUGAUUCCCAAAUGCUGCCAUAAUAUCUUCCACGUCACAUCGAAUUGCUUAUGGACAUGAAAUCAAAGCUAGAAGAAAUAUAUUCAAAACACCAGGCUGACUUGCUUAUAUCAGAGGCUUUGGCAGUUUAAAUUAGCAUUGUAUUACAGUCUAUUGAAUUUUACAACCUUUGUCCGUAUUUAGUUGUCACAUUAUAAAUUUUUAUUACACAGUGACAAUUAUUUUUGAACAAAGGGAGUAAGUAAAUCAGCUGGAGUGACUAUCACUAUUUUGAUUACAUUUUUCUUAUUAUUUUAUUUUUAUUUUUAUUAUUGCUGUGUAAUGAAUUAUGUAGAAAGACUGAAAGACUCAGUAUAGUGAUUGCAAAACUUAACAGACAUGCUAAGUUGAAUUAUCAAUUA